AUCUUUUAAAAAUAAAUAAAGUUGAGUAAUUAUCAAUAAUAUUCAACAAAAUAUUUGAAAUAUUUAGAAAUAUUUAUUUCAUUGGAAAUAUUUAGAUUUGCAUAAGUAUUAUGAUAUUGUAUCAGCAUUUGCUAUGUCGGACAACAAAGCCAAUUAUCUUCUCUCGCUUGCAUGAAAUAAAGAGAUUUUCUUCCUACUAUACAUUUCCUUUAUUUACUGGUACACAACAGUUGUUAGAGGCAAGUCACUUUUACAGUAAUUUGCCAUGGUGGACAACAAUAGCCAUUUCUACAGUUUUACUUCGUUGCAUUACUACUGUUCCCAUGGGCAUAAAACAAAACAGAAUAGCAGCUAAGAUGGAGUUGUUACAACCUCAGUUAAAGAAUUUAGGGGACUCUGUAAGAAGUAGUUUGUUUUCAAAAAACUUGAAUGAGGCAGAUAAAAAAAGAAUGCAACAAGAUUUCAGAAAAGAGAUUGCUAAACGCACUAGUGAAAUUUACAAGAAAAAUGAUAUAUCUCUUAUGCAAUUUAUCAUGUUACCAUGGAUCCAGAUGCCUACAUGGAUAACACUCUCAUUAGCUUUGAGAAACAUAUCUGGCUGUAGACUUCAAAAUGAAACUAUAGAUGUUAUCUACAUGCCAUCUGAAGGCAUAACAACAGAAGGUUUACUUUGGUUUCAAGACUUAUCUGUUCCUGACCCGUUUUACAUUAUUCCAUUUAUAAUACUAUUUGUUAACAUUGCAAAUAUUGAGAUUAAUACGAUGCGUGCUCAAGGAUUUUGGAAGUACCUAAAACCCAUUUUACGACUCGUUGCAGUUUUAACUGCUUUUAUUUCAAGUCAAGUCCCUUCCGCCAUGUCGUUUUACUGGUGCACUUCAAGUAUCUGUGGGUUAAUGCAAAAUGUUAUCUUGAAAAUACCUUCGGUUAGAAGAAAAUUAGAUAUACCAAAAACAAAUAGUGAACAAGAAAGAUCGAUUCGUAACAUUUUAGGUUUCAAGGAAAAAUGAGGAAAAUAAAACAUUUGGUAUUAUUGUCUUUCAAUAAAAAUUUAAAAAGCAGUUACUCGCAAACAACAACAGCAACAUAACACUUUUGGGAUUAAUUUUUUACAUUGCUUAUAAUCGAUUAUUCUCAGUAAUGUGUAUAUAUCAAAAUUAUUUGGUUUAAGAUAUCGCUUUUAACGAA
Molecule: messenger RNA, 1185 nt
Organism: Hydra vulgaris (swiftwater hydra)
Lineage: Eukaryota; Metazoa; Cnidaria; Hydrozoa; Anthoathecata; Hydridae
Product: cytochrome c oxidase assembly protein COX18, mitochondrial
Biological process (GO): protein insertion into mitochondrial inner membrane from matrix; mitochondrial respiratory chain complex IV assembly
Cellular component (GO): mitochondrial inner membrane
Molecular function (GO): membrane insertase activity
Source: RefSeq, a predicted model, not a curated record